Messenger RNA from Lottia gigantea (owl limpet), 1800 nucleotides. RefSeq lists its product as hypothetical. Lineage: Eukaryota; Metazoa; Mollusca; Gastropoda; Lottiidae. The transcript has a single exon. The record is from RefSeq and is a predicted model, not a curated record. Gene Ontology annotation, molecular function: acetolactate synthase activity; magnesium ion binding; flavin adenine dinucleotide binding. Bases 1 to 1800 code for a protein of 599 amino acids. Gene Ontology annotation, biological process: L-valine biosynthetic process. Gene Ontology annotation, cellular component: acetolactate synthase complex; mitochondrion.
AUGGAUACCUCGAUAAUCGAGAAUUCUGAGAAAUAUAAUGGAAAAACGGGAGCACAGAUUGUAUAUCAGAAGUUAGUUGAAUGUGGUGUAACGUUGGCCUGUGGAAUAAGUGGUGGUAAUAUUUUAGAUUUGAUUGACACUUUCCAUUCUGAUCACCAUCAAAGUUCACCACCUAUAAAUUUCAUUACGAACAGUAACGAAGCUAACGGAGGAUUUGUGUGUGAAGGCUAUGCGAAGGCUUGUGGGAAACCAGCUGUUUGUGUUGUAACUUCCGGUCCAGGUCUGACUAAUCUGAUCACACCUCUACAAGAUGCUUAUUGUGAUGGUGUACCUUUCAUUGCAAUUUCUGGUCAAUCUCGAACCAAUGCCCAACCAGAAGCUUUCCAAUGUGUUGAUGCCAUUGCUUUGACCAAACCAUGCACUAAGUGGAAUCAUAAAAUCGGAUCAGUACGAGAAAUUCCCAUGAUAUUGGAUUAUGCCUUUCAUAUUGCUCAAACUGGUCGACCUGGGCCAGUUCAUAUUGACUUUCCAAAAAAUUUCCAAUCUGAGGUGUAUUCGUCAAAUGACUGCAACGUAAAGCAUAAUAAUUUCGAAGAUUUUGCCAAUGACAAUAUCACCGCCUUACCCCUGUUAGACCACGGACAAUUAAACAAUAUAGUAAAACUAAUUAAUAUGUCAGAGUGUCCCAUAGUUUGUGUGGGCCAGGGUGCAAUUGAGUGUCAACAUGAACUGGUCGACUUUAUAACUAAAACUAACAUUCCUGUCACAACUACCGUUCAUGCGAUGGGGGUAUUUGACGAACGGCAUCCUUUGGCUCUUAAAAUGUUGGGUAUGCAUGGUCACCCUACUCCUAACAUAAUGAUUCAAAAAGCCGAUCUUAUCUUAGCGAUUGGUAGUCGCUUUGAUGAUCGAAUUACUGGAGCACAUGAUAUGUUCGCUCCAGUGGCAAAAGCAGCACAACGUUUUGGAAAUGGAGGGUUGGUGCAUGUUGAUAUUCGACCCGGAGAAAAAAAUAAAAUAGUUAAAGUAAACGAAUUUGUGAAUUCAGACUGCAAAACCUUUCUCCGUGCAAUCAAUAGAAUGGGUCUGAAAUUCAAGGGCCGAGAAAAGUGGUUGAAAUUAAAAUUUGCAUUAGAGAAAGCAUAUCCUAUAAUUGUUCCCUCUUAUUCAAAUGGCCGACUGUCAACACAAAAGCUAAUAGUAGAAUUGGAUAAACAGAUAGAUGGAAUUCGAGAAAAAUGUUUAUUCUCGACUGGUGUGGGAUGCCAUCAGAUGAUUACAGCACAACUUAUAAGAUGGACAGCACCCCGAUCUAUACUAACUUCCGGUUCAUUAGGAACUAUGGGUGUGGCUGUUGGUUAUGCCAUUGGUGCUAAGAUUGCACAUCCAGACAAAAUCGUAAUCGCUAUAGACGGGGAUGGGAGUUUUAACAUGACCAAUACAGAGCUGAAAACAAUCAUGGAUCUUCAACUUCCAGUCAAGAUUAUAGUAGUGAAUAAUAGUUCUGAAAUGAUGGUAGUAUAUUGGCAGAAGUUGCUGUAUAACAGGAGGACUAUAUCUACCGAGUUUGCUAAUUGUGAUUACAAUAAAUUGGCAGAAGCUUACGGUAUUCAUAAUCUUUACUGUGACAAUGAAAGGGAUCUAGCUGGUCAACUCAGAGAACUCAUUCAGUAUAAAGGACCGGUGUUGCUGAACGUGGUUGUUGAAAAGACACCGUGUCUUCCAUUGGUACUCCCAGGUAAAGCCUUAGAUGAUAUGAUUCUAUAUGACAAUGAUUUCCCUGGAUUUGAAGGAAAUUGA